CUACUCCUGCUCUCCCACUCUCUCCCCCUCCCGCAUCUCCUCUGCCUCUACUAUCUCCUCCUUGGCCCUCUGACGCUCGUCCAUCGCCAGCUGGAAGGCCAGCUCUUCCUCAUCCGUCAGAUCGCCCAGCGAAGUGAAGGUGUGGGUGCGGCGGCUGUUGUGGGAGCCGUGGAGGAGGCCGCGAUGAAAUCGGUCGCUCAAGGCCUUCUCCUCCAUGGCAUACCUGCAGGGGGAGAAAUAUGGAUGGAUUGCCAUGAUCGGUCGUGAUUGGUAGUGUCUCGUGUGCGUUUGGUCUCGUGUGUGAGUACCAGCAUCCCAUGACCCAGAGAAAUGUCAGGAAGCUCAUGCAGAGGAACCAAUACAGCACCCUGCAGUCCACACACGCACACACAGGCAGGUAUACAUUGACAGGCAGAGACUUGAAAGGCUGCUGUCCUUCUCACCUGAGGUGCAGAGGCAGGUUUUGGUUCUGCGGGUUGUGGCUGCAAUCUAUCCACGGCGCGUUGGGCGCCUCGAUGCUCUCGUCGAGAGUGACACCAACGUGCACCAACGCCAUGUGCAUCAGGGCUGCAGCACACACACACACACACACAGAGAGAGAGAGAAUGGUUCUUUGGGUGUUCGCUGACCCGCCCGAUCACUUACUUUGAAUCUCGGCGGGCAGCCCAGCCCUCACGGUCAAUAGAGGCGACCUCCGACGGAUGGGCUCUGCGUGGUACGGCCCAUCCAUCGCACUGCCGCGGAUCACAUAGCCACAGAGCUUGCUGCCCUGGCUAACGCGGCACUUAGCCCUCCUCAGGGCACUCUGAGCAUCGCCCGCCUUGUCUGCAAGAAGAAUGCCCCACGCACGGAUGGGCUGUGGAGGGAGGGCGGAGGAGUUGAGCGGGGCGGCCAGGUAGUUAAAGUGAUACGUCCGGUCGUUGGGCGGGCAGUCGACGCCUGUGUCAAGGAGAAGCACAUGUUAUGUGCUUCCUGUCCAUCGCAAAAAGCCAGUUUUCCUACCUUUCUCGCAUGGCACGCUUAGCCACACGGCGAGGGACAGAUCCACACCGGCAUCCUCAAAUAUGAUGGCAUUCUGCUUCAUAGCGGCAAGGUCCGACUCGGCGAGCGGCGUGAAAGUGCCGUCCGAGAAGGAAGGCCACCCCUUCAGGACAUAGAACGCCCCAAAGCCGCCCAGACUCCCCAGCACCAGCUGGCACACCAGAAGGCCCACCGCAACCGAGAUCAGCCAGCCGCUCCGCAGCCAUCGCAGGAAAGAUCCAGCCAGGAGGGCAGCGGGCAGAGCCACCAGGAACGACUGAGCGAGGUGGGGAGCGUCCGCCCAUGUGUGCGGGCCCGUCAGGACGAUAACAGCGAUGAUGGCAACGGCGAGAAGAGGCCCGGAUAGCGCCACAAUGGGCAGCGCAACGUUGGGCGAUGGCGUCUUUGGGCUGUACGUGAAGAACAGCUCAUCGUCCGCUAACUCGUCAUCCUUGAUGAGGCAUGGCGACUCAGGGGUGGCGCGAGAGAGCUCCUUCAUCUUGGACGGCAUUUGGAGAGGCCGGUC
This is a messenger RNA of Vitrella brassicaformis, 1546 nucleotides long. NCBI's taxonomy places the organism in Eukaryota, Vitrellaceae. The record is from the annotation of a GenBank genome assembly.